AUGGCAGAAGCCAGAAUUUCAGUGGCUCAGGACCAGUUCAUCUGUCCAAUUUGUCUGGAGCUCCUUACGGAUCCAGUGACCAUCCCAUGUGGACACAGUUACUGCAUGAGCUGUAUUACAAGCCACUGGAAUCAGGAAGAUCAGAGGAGAACCUACAGCUGUCCACAGUGCAGAAAGACCUUCACACCGAGACCUGAUUUAGGCAAGAAUGUGAUGAUCGCCGAAAUGGUGGAGAAACUGAAGAAGACUGAACUCCGAGAUGCUGUUCCUGCUCGACCUGGAGACGUGAAGUGUGACGUCUGUACUGGACGGGAAAACAAAGCGGUCAAGUCCUGUCUGGUGUGUCUGAACUCUUACUGUCAGACUCAUUUUAAACACCAUGAGGAGUUUCACCCUGGUAAACGACACAAAGUGAUCGAAGCCACUGGACGACUGAAACAGAUGAUCUGCCAAAAACACGAUAAGAUUCUGGAGGUUUUCUGUCGCACUGACCAGCAAUUUAUUUGUGUUCUGUGUGUGAUGGAUGAACACAGAAACCAUGAGACAGUAUCAGCCGCAGAAGAAAUGACUAAGAUGCAGGGUCAUAUGAGGGAGAUGCAGAAAACAUUCCAGCAGAAAAUCCAGAAGAACGAGACGAAGCUUCAGGAACUGAGAGAGGCUGUGGAGUCGUAUAAGCGCUUUGCGCAGGCAGCAGUGGAGGACAGUGAGAAGAUCUUCACGGAUCUCAUUCGAUCCAUCGAGAGAAGCCGCUCUGAGAUGACACAGCUGAUCAGAGCUCAGGAAAGAUCUUCAGUGAGUCGAGCUGAAGAACAACUAGAGCGCCUGAAGCAGGAGACCGCUGAUCUGAAGAGGAAAAACACUGAGCUGGAGCGGCUUUCAGACACAGAUGAUCACAUCCAUUUACUCCAGAGUUUCCAGUCUCUCUGUGUGUCUGGAUCUUCAGAAUUAUCCAGGAUCAUCAUCAGUUCUCGUCCCUCUUUUGAUGAUGUCAGUAAAUCUGUCGCUAAACUCAGAGACCAGCUAAAUCAGUGCUGCAGAGAGCAGAUAGAAAACACACCUGGCACAGUCAAACACAUGCGGAUAAUUCUUGGCCCUGAUUUUGAGACCAGAGAUGAAUACCUCAGAUAUUUCCAUCAGUUCACUCUGGAUCCCAACACAGCGAGUAAACACCUUCAACUCUCUGAUGGGAACAGGACGGUUACUAGCACUGUGACAGGCCUGCUGUAUCUUGACCAUCCGGACAGAUUUGAUUCCGUAGUUCAGGUGUUGUGUAGAGAGAGUGUGUGUGGACGCUGUUACUGGGAGGUCGACUGCGCUCAGAAUGAACGUUUGGGUGUAUCGCUGUCUUAUAAGAGCAUCAGCAGGAAGGGACGUGGCAAUGAGAGUAAGUUUGGACAUAAUAACCAGUCCUGGAUUUUGCUGUGCUCUUCCCCCAAAUACACAUUCCUGCACAACAAUAUAAAGACUAAAUUCACCCUAGAGUCCAGCUUCUCUAGGAUAGGAGUGUAUGUGGAUCACGGAGCUGGAAUCCUGUCCUUCUACAGCGUCUCUGACACAAUGAGCCUCAUUCAUAAAGUCCAGUCCACAUUCACUCAGCCGCUCUAUCCAGGGUUUCUACUGCAUAGAAAUGUAUCCGUGAAAUUGUGUCAUGUAACAACAUAAACACAUAUAAGAAUCAUCUAUAUUAGAAAUCAGUAAUUGUGAGAUGCUUAUGGGUCUAAUUAAAAGUCAAAAGUGAAUGUCACAUCAUGAACUACAAACAGUUUGAAUAUGAACAAACAAUUAGUUCAGA
Carassius carassius (crucian carp) is the source of this 1792-nucleotide messenger RNA. RefSeq names its product tripartite motif-containing protein 16-like. The transcript is spliced from 6 exons. The coding region runs from base 1 to 1662 and encodes 553 amino acids. Gene Ontology annotation, molecular function: zinc ion binding; protein binding. NCBI's taxonomy places the organism in Eukaryota, Metazoa, Chordata, Actinopteri, Cypriniformes, Cyprinidae. The record is from RefSeq and is a predicted model, not a curated record.